This is a messenger RNA of Schizophyllum commune H4-8, 2340 nucleotides long. RefSeq names its product general substrate transporter. The record is from RefSeq and is a predicted model, not a curated record. Bases 374 to 1939 code for a protein of 521 amino acids. The transcript has 9 exons. Gene Ontology annotation, molecular function: carbohydrate:proton symporter activity. Gene Ontology annotation, biological process: transmembrane transport; carbohydrate transport. Gene Ontology annotation, cellular component: membrane. Lineage: Eukaryota; Fungi; Basidiomycota; Agaricomycetes; Agaricales; Schizophyllaceae.
CUCGCGUUCGACGAUUCAGUUCCCCACUCUCUCCAGUGCGCACCUCUUCCCCUUGUUCUUCUCCCCAGAAAAUACUCCUCUUCAUGUUUUCAAACCUCGCUCGACCUACUCACGAUUCGUGUAGCAACGGUGCCCGCACCAGGUCCGCACCAGAGGCCAGCAGACGCCCAGGCGCGUGACUGAUGGGACGCUACCCCAGAUCACUCCAGAUUCACUCCCCGUUCAUGGUUUGGGCCCCGCAUGUGCCGUGGGGUCACCUGGCCCCCGAGCGCGACAGCGGCCAUAUAAGAGCAACUUGAUGGGAGGCCGCCCUCUGUGGUCCUUCCCGCGCUAGCCUCUCUAUCAAGCAAGUAGCAGUGCCAAGACCGCAACCAUGGCCAAAGGGUACAAUGCGCGGUUCGCCUCCAACCCAUAUGUCGUCGGGUCCUUCGCAUGUAUCGGUGGUGGUCUCUUCGGUCUGGACAUCUCGUCUAUGUCCGGAGUCUUGAACAAUGACCACUACCUCAAUCAAUAUCACCACCCCACAUCCGACGCACAAGGCGCCAUCACCGCGUCUAUGCCCGCCGGUUCCUUCGUCGGUGCCCUCAUCGUCUCCCAACUCGCGGAUCGCAUUGGGCGCAAGAAUGCCGUUAUCCUCUCCGGCAUCAUCUGGGUCAUCGGCGCCAUCCUCCAAUGCGCGUCCGUCAACCGGGGCAUGCUCGUCGUCGGCCGCAUCAUCGCCGGGCUCUCGGUCGGCAUCGCGUCGACCGUCGUACCCAUCUACCAGGCCGAGGUCACCGCGCCCGCCAUCCGCGGUCGCCUCGUCUCGCUCCAGCAGUGGUCCAUCACCUGGGGCAUCCUCAUUCAGUACUUCAUCCAGUUCGGCUGCUCGUACAUCAACGGCGUCGCGUCCUUCCGCAUCCCCUGGGGCCUGCAGAUGAUACCCGGCAUCAUCCUCUCGCUCGGCAUGACCUACUUCCCCGAGUCCCCGCGUUGGCUGCUCGACCACGGACACGAUGAUAAGGCGCUCGAGGUUCUCGCGGACCUGCACGGCGGCGGGGAUCCCAAGAAUGAGCUCGUCGUCCUCGAGUUCGAGGAGAUCAAGCAGCAGGUCAUCUUCGAGCGCACCGAGGGUGCCAAGUCCUACCUCGACCUCAUCAAGCCCGGUAUGCCUCGCCGCGUCGGCCUCGGUAUGGCGCUCCAGAUGUGGUCGCAGCUGUCGGGCAUGAACGUCAUGAUGUACUACAUCAUCUACGUCUUCGAGGGCGCUGGUCUCACCGGUCGCCGCGCGAACCUGAUCGCCGACUCGGUGCAAUAUGUCCUCAACGUCGUCUUCACCAUCCCCGCCAUCAUCUACAUCGACCGCUGGGGCCGCCGCCCGAUGUUAGUCGCCGGCACCUUCUUCAUGUCGCUCUUCCUCUUCCUCGUCGGCGGUCUCCAGGGUGGAUAUGGUGGCUGGGCGGAUCUUGAUGGCGAGCGGACAUGGAUUAUCCAGGGCAACGACUCCGUGCGAAACGCCGUUAUUGUCAUGUCCUACUUCUUUGUCUGCUCCUUCGCUAUCACCAUGGGUCCCGUCUCCUGGACAUACCCCGCCGAGCUCUUCCCUCUCAAGGUCCGCGGCAAGGCCGUCUCCCUCUCCACGGCGACCAACUGGCUCUUCAACUUCGCCCUCGCGUACGCCGUGCCGCCCGGCUUCAAGAACAUCGCGUACAAGACGUACUUCAUCUUCGCGACUUUCAACGCCGCCGCGUGCAUCCACAUUUUCUUCAUGUACCCGGAGACCGUCGGCCGCUCGCUCGAGGAGGUCGAGGAGAUCUUCGAGCAGGGCCAUGUCUUCAGCGCGUGGAAGAUCCACCGUGGCGUUGGGAAGAAGACCGUGCACGAGGUCGUGCAGAAGUCGCAGGCGCUCGAGGCUCAACUCGAGCAUCGCGAGUCCGCCAGCGACAACGAGAAGGCAUAAACGCCUCGUCCUCUCGUCGCUCGUACUUCUUCCCGCCCCAUGCCAGGCCACAUACGGCUUUGUUUACCCUCAUCUACGACCCCGAUAUCCCCUCCUACUAUUCCCACCGCCUCGGACAAAUUCCUUCGCGACCGGGGUGCUAUAUUAGUAGCCUACUUACCCGUCGUUCCUUUGACGAGUCUCUGCUCGCACGUGUCUGUCGUAUGAGCAUGCGUCUGUCUUACGAGUUCCUUGCCUGCUUUCUCCUUCUGUAGUGUACUUUGUACCGUUACGAUGGGUGUUUGGUGUUCACGAGGGAAAGUAUUUAAUGGCUAAUUGCUAUCAUGAUGCUGUGGCCGUCAAUUGCUGGAAGGAGGAGUGAGAAGUGAAGAGCAGAAAAAGUAUGAGCGCAAGCAAGACAU